Molecule: messenger RNA, 2141 nt
Organism: Tachyglossus aculeatus (Australian echidna)
Lineage: Eukaryota; Metazoa; Chordata; Mammalia; Monotremata; Tachyglossidae
Gene: ENTR1
Product: endosome associated trafficking regulator 1
Exons: 8
Coding region: 1-1095 (364 amino acids)
Biological process (GO): positive regulation of protein localization to cilium; regulation of cytokinesis; positive regulation of cilium assembly
Cellular component (GO): ciliary basal body; recycling endosome; midbody
Source: RefSeq, a predicted model, not a curated record
AUGUCGGGCUUCUCCCGGCCCCCGCCCGCCGCCGCCGCCCCGUUAGCCCGAGCCCGCAGCCUCGUCAUCCAGGACGAUGACAAAGCCGAAGCGGUGGAUGAAGCAGCAAAUCCAUUCUCCUUCAAAGAGUUUCUGAAAAGCAAGAACCUCGGCCUAUCGAAAGAAGACCCAGCCAACUGUAGAAUUUAUCCCAAGGAAUCUUCAAGGCUGUCAGAACUUGAAGAUGAUUCAGCCGCUUCUAAAACCACAGGACGCAGCCUGGGCUAUCAGGAACCAUUUUUCCAAGACCCUACAGCGGCUGGGAGCUUGUUGGCCGGAAUCGAGGAUGACGACUGGAGAGGGAGUUACCACCCGUCGGCCGUGGAACAAACCCACGCCUCCAGAGUCGCUAUUAGCACAUCACCUUAUAGUACCUAUGCUUCGUUAUUUUCCCACUCAGAUGAAUUAUCGGGGAUUGAGUCUCUUGCCCCAUGGACCGGAAAUGACGAUGACUCAUUUCUGUCAACCAUAUCUCAAGGGAAUACAAACAAAGAUUUUGCUGCUCCUGAGGAAUUUUCAGGAGAGCGUCACUUUCAGUCUCUGCAGAUGAGCUACAAAGCCCUUAAAGAAGAAAACUACAAAUUAAGAAGAAAAAUUAUCGAAAUUCAGAGCUUCUCUGAUACUCAGACAGAAAUGGUGAGAACCCUCGAGAGGAAAUUAGAAGCCAAAAUAAUUAAGGAAGAAACCGACUAUCAAGACCUGGAAUCAGUGGUUCAGCAAGUGGAACAGAAUCUCAAGCUGAUGACCAAACGAGCAGUGAAGGCAGAAAAUCAUAUUACAAAACUCAAGCAGGACAUCAAUUUCCUCCAGCUUCAAGUGAUUAAUUACAAGAGGGAAAAUGAAAUGUUGCGAUCCGGCCAGAUGGCCAAUUUAACCGUGGUUAAACAGAACACAGAUGUAGCCCUGCAGAAUCUCCACACAGUUAUGAGCAACGCACGCACGUCAAUCAGGCAGCUGGUUUCUGGAGGAGAAACACUGAAUCUUGUUGCUGAGAUCCUUAAAUCCAUAGACAAAAUUUCCGAAGUUAAAGAGGAGACAGAAGAUGAGUCUCGAUAACCCAGUGAACUGAUUUCCUUCCCGACAGCUCUGUUUACAUUUCAAAAACACUACUUUCUACGUGGAAAGGCAGUUGUCUUCCAAUAUGCAGUUUCCACCCUUAGAAGCUAAGUGUUUUCCCUAUAAUAGUUAAGUAUAGAUCACGAAAUGGUAACUUCGUGGUCUUAAAGUGUUAUUAGCCUUGAAACGCAUUCGAGUAGUAAAAAACUAAUGGAUUCAUGUUGCACCUACAUCUUAUAUCAAUUAGCUACUUGGGGCGGAAUACAGGUGUACAUAAGGUUUACACGCUUCCUUAUAUUUGCUUGAAAGGAUAGAGACUCUUUCAUGCAAUUGCUAAAUCUGGAUAUGAGUUCUAGGGUAAACAUUGCUUUCAAUUGCCUGUUAAUGCUUCCUGGACACUAAUUUCAAGAUGGGCCAAAUUUUGUUUGCCCUUGAAGCUGUUUUUUGGCAGGGAGUAGAUGAGCAGAAGCAAUAGUAAGCUACACCAAACUACUGUCUUGAACCUAAGCCUUUUUUUAAAAAACAAAAACAAAAAAACCUCUUGGCCUGUUUAAUACCACCAACAGAUCUUUCCCUUCAGUCUUGAGCCAGUGAAUCAAGUCCUUUUUUCAGAAAUUUUGUUUAGAAUUUUUUUUUUUUUUACAAUUCUUCCGUGACACCUGGCCUGAAGCUCUGACUUUUAAUAGAUCUGUUAGGUACUACUACGCUGCCACAUCUAGUUGAUGUCUUUUGCCUCAGGCAUUGCUCAGUGUAUUAGUAUUACAUAGUGGUACACUGGUUAAAUGCACCUUUUUCAGAUUUUUAUAUUUUAAACACAUUUACCUGUGUGGAGUCAUUCCACUUUCGGAUUCCACUGAUUACAUACGAUGUAGGAUGCAGUAUUGUUCAAAAAUAUUUCUAGGUUAAUAGUGACAGCAUUCUCUAGGGUUUAUGUUUUUCAAAUUUUUCUACAAGCUAGCUAAGGGCACCCGAAUUUUUACAAAACCGUUGCCUGUACUGUGGAUGUAAACUUUUUAAAAUAAAAUUCCGUUCGGACACAUUUUAAA